This is a messenger RNA of Colias croceus (clouded yellow), 1784 nucleotides long. RefSeq names its product ruvB-like helicase 1 (gene pont). The transcript has 10 exons. Gene Ontology annotation, cellular component: Ino80 complex; Swr1 complex; NuA4 histone acetyltransferase complex. Gene Ontology annotation, molecular function: ATP hydrolysis activity; ATP binding; DNA helicase activity. NCBI's taxonomy places the organism in Eukaryota, Metazoa, Arthropoda, Insecta, Lepidoptera, Pieridae. Bases 98 to 1468 code for a protein of 456 amino acids. Gene Ontology annotation, biological process: regulation of transcription by RNA polymerase II; chromatin remodeling; box C/D snoRNP assembly. The record is from RefSeq and is a predicted model, not a curated record.
UAUUUGAUUAGAUUUUUCGUUUCGCGUUGUUGUUGUAGCGGUGGUGGUUUAAAAAAGUUUUCCAGCAUAAAUCAUUAAAUACUAACAAUUUGGUAAAAUGAAGAUCGAAGAAGUAAAAAGCACUGCUAAAACUCAAAGAAUAUCAGCACAUAGCCAUAUAAAGGGACUUGGUUUAGAUGAAAAUGGUGUACCCAUUCAGAUGGCAGCCGGUCUCGUGGGCCAAGAAUCGGCAAGAGAGGCUGCUGGAAUAGUGGUUGAUAUGAUCAGGAGUAAAAAAAUGGCUGGACGAGCAUUACUGUUGGCUGGUCCACCAGGCACUGGUAAAACCGCUAUAGCGCUAGCUAUAGCACAGGAGCUAGGAAAUAAGGUACCAUUCUGUCCAAUGGUUGGAAGUGAAGUAUACAGCACAGAAAUUAAGAAGACAGAGGUUCUGAUGGAAAACUUCCGUAGAGCAAUAGGUCUGCGUAUCAGAGAAACUAAAGAAGUUUAUGAAGGCGAAGUUACUGAACUUACACCUGUUGAAACAGAAAACCCUGCUGGAGGUUAUGGUAAAACAGUGUCCCAUGUUAUAAUCGGUUUAAAAACCGCCAAAGGUACAAAACAGUUGAAACUGGAUCCCACUAUCUAUGAAUCGUUGCAAAAAGAAAAGGUUGAAGUGGGCGAUGUUAUCUAUAUAGAAGCAAACUCUGGGGCUGUGAAACGACAAGGCAGAAGUGAUACAUUCGCUACUGAAUUUGAUUUGGAAGCAGAGGAAUAUGUACCAUUGCCCAAAGGUGAUGUACACAAAAAGAAGGAAGUUGUACAAGAUGUGACCUUACAUGAUUUGGACUGUGCCAAUGCCAGGCCUCAAGGUGGACAUGACAUUAUGUCUAUGAUGGGACAGUUAAUGAAACCGAAAAAGACGGAAAUUACUGACAAGUUAAGAAAAGAAAUAAAUAAAGUAGUAAACAAAUAUAUAGACCAAGGAAUAGCAGAAUUAGUACCUGGAGUGUUAUUCAUUGAUGAGGUCCAUAUGUUAGAUAUAGAAACAUUCACCUAUCUACAUCGUGCGUUAGAAUCCGCGAUCGCACCUAUAGUUAUAUUCGCAACUAAUAGGGGGCGCUGUCAAAUAAGAGGAACUGAAGAUAUAAUCUCUCCACAUGGAAUACCAUUAGACCUUUUAGAUAGACUUCUAAUUAUUAGGACAUUACCAUACAAUAAAGCUGAAUUAUUGCAGAUAUUGAAACUUAGAGCAGCAACCGAAGGUAUAGCAAUUGACGAAGACGCUCUCGCUGCAUUAUCAGAAAUUGGUGCUAACAGCACGCUCAGGUACGCGGCCCAGUUGCUAACGCCGGCGGCUCUAUCGUCCCGCGCGGACGGCUCCACCCGCAUCACGCCCGCACACAUCGAGGGCGUGCACACGCUGUUCCUCGACGCCAAGUCCUCCGCACGUAUCCUCACACAACAUUCCGAUAAAUACAUGAAGUAAACCGCUAUAAGAAAUGUUAGGAUACUUUCACAGCGUGGAGUCUUUAGUGCACAGCUUUGCGAAGCCGACUUUGCAAGGUGAGACAAGUUGCCGUUGAAAAACAUCUAUUUUGUACUCUUUUUUUGUAUCUAAGGCAAUAAAAUACUUUAACUGAAAUAGCUUUAUGUUCGAAAGCUUUAUGCAUAAGUGCAGUUUUGUUUACAUUUAAGGAACUGUGAUUUAUUUUUAUGUCAUUUCAUUUUAUGUUAAUCCAAAUGUGUUAUGUUAGACGACAAUGAAACAGUUGUUUAAUAAAUAAGUUUAAUUAUAUAAAAAA